AUGGGAACUGUUUUUAAUACUCUUCCUAUUGCUGAAACAGAUCAUUUGUCAAAUAUGUCACCAAAUCGUGGUGAUUGGUUAACUAGUCAUGCAGAUGCAACUGGACUUGCAGUUGUAGAAGUUGAACGUUUAUGGAAUCGUUUUAAACAAUUAACAGGUUCAAGAGAUCAAACUCGUUUAUAUCCUGAUAAUUCUGCAGUACCAAAUGAAAUAUCUAAUGAUGUUUUUGUUAAAAAUCUUAUGAGACAUUUUCCUCGAUCUAAAUCAGAUCCAAACAGUAUUCCAUUUGGUUAUUUUAUAGUCGUAAUGCAAUGGCUUGAUGCAGCUACCAUUCCACAAAAACUAGCAGCUGUAUAUCAUUAUCUUAAUAAUGGUGAACCAAUUGAUUCGCAGAUGAUAAGUAAACUUUUAAAACAUGUUUAUCUUGAUUCUAAAGAUGAUGAAAUUAAAGCAUUAUCACAUCAAUUUAUGCAACAAUUAGGAGCUAAAGAACAAAGUAAAUUAAAUAUGCAACAAUUCGUUGAUGCUGUCCAACGAUCUAUACCACCAAAUGAACUUGAAGAUAUUCUUAAAUUUAAUAUUAUACCAACACAUUUACUUGAUGAAGCAAAUGCAUUACCAUCACUUCCAGCAUCAUCAACAAAUAUACGUAAUAUAAAUGAUUAUGGUAAUUAUGAUCUUGUUAAUGAUGAACAAUUAAGACAAAUAGCAAGUCAAGUAUCGUAUAAAAAUUGGUCGAAAUUAGCACUUGCACUUGGUUUUCUUGAAUAUGAUAUUGAAGCAUAUAAAAUAAAAAAUAAUAAUGAUUCAUCUGCAACAAUGUUAGAAUUACUUCAUAUGUGGCGUGAACAAGAAGGUUCAUUAGCUACUAAAAAUCGACUUAAACGUUAUUUAGAAGAAAGUGGAUUUCAUGAACUUGUUUCAUUACUUAAUUAA
This is a messenger RNA of Rotaria sordida, 936 nucleotides long. Lineage: Eukaryota; Metazoa; Rotifera; Eurotatoria; Philodinida; Philodinidae. The record is from the annotation of a GenBank genome assembly.